AUGAGGUCGAUCUACCAGCUCCUAGGGGUCGACGCAUCCCUCGACCACAAGCACGUCUACGAGACCUCGUGGCUGCUACCCCCGCUGGCCUUUGCCUGCCUGCGCGGUCUCAUCGCUCUCUACAUCUUCACAACCAUCUUCACGAUCUGGGGCUUGUACGGCACGCACGGGGAGAGCUAUGCAAUCGGCGAGACCUUCAGCUACUUCACCUGGCUCACCUACUGGGGCAUCGGCUUCUACAUGCUCACGGCCGCCAUCCACAGCGCCUGCUACGUUAUAAGUGGUCGCUCGCUGCUCUUCGACCGCUGGCCGCGUAGCUUGCGCGCCCUCCACGGGCUCUUCUACACCACCGUCACCACCUUCCCAUUCAUCGUCACCGUCGUCUUCUGGGCCAUUCUCUACUCCCCGCCGUGGUAUCCGACCGUCGAGCCCGCUUGGCAGAACAUCUCCCAACACGGCCUCAAUUCCUUCUACGCCCUGCUCGAGGUCGUCCUCGCCACCACAAACCCGCACCCGCUCAUCAGCCUGGCCUUCCUCAUCUUCAUCCUCCUACUCUACGUCGCCCUGGCCUACCUCACCUACCACACCGAGGGCUUCUACACCUACAGCUUCUUGGACCCCGGCCCGCAUGGCGAGCACAGCGGCAAGGUCACGGGCUAUUGCUUCGCCAUCCUCGCUGCUAUCCUUGUGUUCUUCGUCCUGUCGUGGGGCGCGAUUUGGUUGCGCCGGCGGCUGACGCAUGGGAAGGUGAAGCGCUCGGCGCGCGAUGUUUUCGGGAAGACGGCUGAGGGGAUGCCUGAGGUGGUAGAGGUUUCGAAUUUUCAGGUUUGA
Messenger RNA from Aspergillus homomorphus CBS 101889, 831 nucleotides. RefSeq lists its product as uncharacterized. Bases 1 to 831 code for a protein of 276 amino acids. The transcript has 2 exons. Gene Ontology annotation, cellular component: membrane. The record is from RefSeq and is a predicted model, not a curated record. NCBI's taxonomy places the organism in Eukaryota, Fungi, Ascomycota, Eurotiomycetes, Eurotiales, Aspergillaceae.